Messenger RNA from Tetranychus urticae (two-spotted spider mite), 1014 nucleotides. Its product is annotated as astacin-like metalloprotease toxin 3. The record is from RefSeq and is a predicted model, not a curated record. NCBI's taxonomy places the organism in Eukaryota, Metazoa, Arthropoda, Arachnida, Trombidiformes, Tetranychidae. Gene Ontology annotation, molecular function: zinc ion binding; metalloendopeptidase activity. Gene Ontology annotation, biological process: proteolysis.
ACAUUUAGUUUAGUGAAUUCAAGUGUAUUUCAGUUAAACAAUGAAUUUCUUUACUGUAUUUCAUCGAAUCCUUUUCUUCAUCAUAUUGACUGGAUUCAGUCAAUCAGCUCCAGUUGGAAUGGUCCAUUCCACGGAUUUGACUGAAUACAUUGAAAAAUUCAAAUUUGAAGAUUAUAAAAUCGUUCUGGGUGAUAUCAUGGAAAGUAUUUCAGCUACAGCUAGCUCGCUGUCGUUCAAGAAUGCUAUUGUGGACAACCAGAGACUUUGGAACCCAAAAAAACCUAUUCCUGUUGCUGUUCAACAAUCAUUCCCGAAAGAAAUGAAAGACGAAAUUGAAACAGCUCUCAAUGAUAUACAGAACCACACUUGCUUGCGAUUUAAAAAUGCUGAAAAAGACGAUAACCGAACAGGAGUGCUUGUUUUUACAGACGGUCCUGGCUGCUCUUCUUUUAUUGGUUAUAAAGGUGGAUUUCAACAAAUUGUCAUGAACUCAUCUGCAUGUAGAUGUGCAGGAACUGCAGUCCAUGAAACUAUGCAUGCUUUAGGAUUUGCUCAUGAACAAGUGCGAUCCGAUCGCGAUGAUUAUGUUGAGAUACUUACAGAUAAUAUCAUAAAAGAGUACAUUGGAAACUUUGAGAAGCUAAGUCCAGAUCAAAAUCGACUUCUUACUGCUUAUGACUAUGAUUCAAUAAUGCAUUAUCCUGGUGAUGCUUUCAGCAAGUCGCCAGGACUGAAGACUAUUCAGCCCAAAAAGAAAGGAGUGAAACUACUUAACUCUUGUGUCAAAGGUAAACUAUCAAAACUGGACAUCGUUAAGAUAAACAAGUUAUACAAUUGUACUUCUUAUUUGGAUGGAACUAAAAAUCCUGGUAAAGAUGUGAAACCUUUUGUUAUAAGAAGGAUGUAAAUGUCAUUUCUUUGAAAACAAAAAAAACUGAAUCAUUUUCUUGAAUUAUUCAAUAACCAAUGAUAAAAUAUUUCUAAAACUUCCUUCAAUAAAUAAAUAUUCAGCGU